Messenger RNA from Letharia columbiana, 216 nucleotides. RefSeq lists its product as uncharacterized. Gene Ontology annotation, cellular component: transcription factor TFIIH holo complex; transcription factor TFIIH core complex. Gene Ontology annotation, biological process: nucleotide-excision repair; transcription initiation at RNA polymerase II promoter; transcription by RNA polymerase II. The transcript has 3 exons. The record is from RefSeq and is a predicted model, not a curated record. The coding region runs from base 1 to 216 and encodes 71 amino acids. Lineage: Eukaryota; Fungi; Ascomycota; Lecanoromycetes; Lecanorales; Parmeliaceae.
AUGCCCAAAGCCGUCAAAGGCGUCCUCGUCGAAUGCGACCCCUCCAUCAAAGCCAUCAUCCUCAAGAUCGACCAAGCCAAGCACGACUACAUCGUCGAAGAUCUCGACGAUCAGACGCUCGUGGUCAAGGAGAGCCAGUUGCAGCGGUUGAAGGCGAGGCUCGAGGAGGAACUCUCGAAUACGCAGCAGAUGCCUGAUGACAGUGCGUCCGAUUGA